UCGCUAUCCCACAAAGUUUCACUCAUAAAUCUUCUAAGCCAUCACAAUGAAGCUCACGCCGGUCAUCGCAGCGGCCAUUCUGGCAUACACUGCCAGAGCAGUACCAAUCAAGCAACCUAUGAUCCACAAUUCCAAUAACACCAGAAGUAAUCAGACGGAGCGCACUGCAACAGUGGUAGGAAUUGGCCCAGUUCCAGUCGUCGUCACUUUCAAUGGAUUUUUGAGACCUGAAUAUGACUUUGGGGCGUCAUCUUCGACAGGCGACGCUCCAAAAGACAGCGCCGAGUAUCCUAAAUACCACCCUAUCAAUCUGGGCGGUCACGGCCCUGUGAUUCCUCCAAAUGGUCUUCCAUCAAGCGACCACCAAGGCAGAGUAAGCUUUCCAAAUAUAACUGAUCUAAAACUGGACGAGAAGCCUUCAUUAAAAAUGCUGUCUUCUCGCGCAGCCAUGUGGAAGCCGACAGAGAUAGACAACUAUCAUGAAGGUGUCAAGAUCGACAUCAAGAACAGUAUCUCCGAACUCCAAGACAAGCUUGACUACCUGAACAAAAGUGGUCAUCUUACCGUCGACCGGGCGAAUAAAGAAAUCGAUAAUCUUUCCAAAGUCAUUGCCGCUCGCCUUAGGAUUAAUUUUGUCACCAAUCCCCCAGCAUUUGAUGAGAUGCUUUCUACUCUCCAGAAUCACGUCAUCUCUGAGAUCAAGACUCGAGCUCAAGACCCUAAUAUCAAUGAUCCGUUGAAUGAGACGCAGCAAGCAGAUCAAGAUGCCCUCUUGGCCAAUCUGCACGCACACUACAUUCUUGAGGGACUCCAGGAGAAGAUUGUACUUCUCGCCAAAUCUCACAAACUCACUGAAAGACUUGGCAGUCUCAGUAUUGGACAAGCUCGCCAGAUGAUCAAGAACACUCCCAGUAUGUCAGAUAAAGAUUCCGAGUUCUGCGAACUGCAACUCAAGGCAAUCGAGAAGGCGGCGAGAACCAUGAUACAGAAGAAGCUAGUCAACUUUCCAGCUUCGGUAGUGGCACCCAUUCAGAAUCCGAUCAAAUCCGGUUUUAAAGUCCCUGGUGAGGAUCUCCCAGACAAAGUCUCCGAGACCGUGCAGGAAGGUCUCAAUAAGCGAGAAUCCAACAGCCAAGACGAACCUAUCCAGAACUUCAAUUCUGUCAACGAUACAGCAGUUCCUACAGCAACUGACGAGCACGGAGAGGUCCUAUUCUGGGUCGAUUAUGGUGCCCCGGAAUGUAUGAAGUACAUUCUUGAUGACGAUUUGGAUCUGGAGAAGGUGGAUUUGUUCGAGGCUUGCCAGGCGAAAGCUGCACCUGAAAUCUCAGACGCGACUGAAAACUCCGAGACAGAGCAAUCUACAGACGCCAUAGCGGACCCAGAAGGGAUGCUUGAGCCAAGAGGUAUCAAAAAGCAUAUGUAUGAGAUAGAGGAGGAUGGAGAUGAGUGGGGAAGGAAGAAACUGAUCAAGGAAACCGGGGUUGAGAGAUCCUCUUGAGGAAGUUACGGUGAAGUGGUGUGGAACGGAAUUUUCUGGUGAAGGGGGAUAUUCUAUUUGGUUACAUUAUAGAUACUUCUCAGGUAGUCUGUUGCAUGGCAAUGUAGUAGAAGCCAACAUUAAAGCAGGAACCCCUCAGCUCAUAUGGGCCAAAGUGCCAGAUUCACA
Molecule: messenger RNA, 1669 nt
Organism: Cadophora gregata
Lineage: Eukaryota; Fungi; Ascomycota; Leotiomycetes; Helotiales; Ploettnerulaceae
Exons: 2
Coding region: 47-1501 (484 amino acids)
Source: RefSeq, a predicted model, not a curated record